AAUUAACGAGAAACAUGAAAAAAUUCCAGUUAAUAUUAAUAUUUUUAAUUUCAUAUAAUUUAAUUGAAAGUAUUAAAUGUGAGCCUGAAAUGCCAAUGGAGGCUUUGACAAUAGCGAGCAAAAUAGGAGUAAAAACCUUUACGAAAUCGAUACCAGAUCCAAUAAUACCUAAAAAUUUUGUUGAUGAAUUAAUUCAUGAGUAUAAAUACGGAAUCAAUGAUGAUGAAAAAAUACGUCCUGAAGUACGUCAUUUUUUAAAUUACAUUGUUCAUGAUCAUGAUGGUACAAAUAAAAGUCUGGAGAUACUCGAUUGGGAUAUGAAAAGAAUUGACGAAUUUUAUGUACCAUUUAAUGAACUUUUAAAGUCAAAUAAAGAUGCUAAUUUAACAGCUCUUGAAAAUUAUUUCAACCUUGUUUUAUCAGAUCAAGAUGAUGGCGUUCAAUAUGCUCUCAAUCAAAUGCAAUAUUCAACAAGGAAAAUAUUUGAUUUAUUAAAUUUAAAAAUAAACACUGUCAAAAUGUGUAACGACAACAUGGUUUUGCGUCAGCAGCAUAUAUCAAAUUUUUUAAGUGUUGCAAUAAACAAAGCAUACAAAGGAUACUUUUUAAUAAUAUCAGCAUAUAAAUUUUUGAUGAGAAAAAAUCAAGAGGAUCAUAGACAUGAAAUAAACAAUGCAGUUGAAGAAGCAGAAGUACAAAUACAACGUUUUGUUGACGAUGCACGUAGUGCAAUGUUUAAAGCAUCAAGAGAUAUUCGUAAUUGUAAUACCCAAUAUGAUAUUAAGAAUGUAACAUUCACUGAAAUUGUUGGACCAUCUCAAGGAUUCGUCUUUGAUUCAUCAGCAGUUGAUAUUAAUUCCGAUUGUCAUUCUUUUAACGUUGAAUACAAAGUCAUUCAGGACUCAUGCAAAUCUGAUAAAUCAUUAUGUUUCGAGCAGUCAUGUGCAGCAGAUGGUGGAGUACUUAAAAAUUGUGAUACAAUAGGUGGUGAUGAUAUAAAAAUAUGUCCAGCAAUAGACAAAUCGAAACGCUAUUUAUCGAUAGAAACUUCUUCUGAUAAAUGGGGAAAUGUUAUAGCAGCUAAACAAUGCCCCAAAGAUAUCAUAAAUAAAAAAAACAUAGUGGUGCCACAUUAUCUUGGUUUGACACAUACAUCAAGUAAGUUUUGUUACUGCCACUGUGAAAGAAAAAAUUGGAAGGAAGGUGAUGUUCGAGUAAUAUCUCUCCAAUGGGCUAAAGCAGAUUACUUAUCAAACAAGGUCAUUACGAGCUUGAAAUUUCAACAAGAAAAUGGUGUAAUAUCAUUGGCUGCCCAGCACGGAGUUAUUUUACCUGGUGGAUUUAUUAAUAAGAAAACAGUUCAAUGGAUUGAGCCUCUGGAACCAAAAUUAGUAGAGAUCAAAGAUGGCUAUCCAGAAUAUCAGUAUAUUCGUAAUAAUAAACGACACAGUAUCACUGAACGAAUGUUGAAAAAUGAACAAGAUUUUUUGUAUAUAACAUCUGGUCUAUCAAUAAAUCUUGACGACAUAACUGUUCCUCCAGGUCAUGUUGUCAUAGGUGCUAAAUUAAAUAAAUCUGAGGCUGUUGAUGACAAAGAUCUUGAUGUACUUGAAUUAGUUGUUUUGUCAAUGGAAUUUAAUAUUUAUACAGGUAAAUUAGAUAAUUCACAGCCACAUCACACCUCAGCAACAAAAUUCAUGAUGAAAAAACUUGGCCACACAAAAAGACAAAUGAUUAAUCUUGCAAAUGCUAGAAAUCCAAUAACAAUGCAGGGAAAAAACGAUGGACUUUCAGCUCCUCAUAGUAAACUUCGUUUUCGUGUAACUGAUAAAGUAAAAGACAUUGGUCAAUCAAUCGUUCCAUUUAUUGAUAUUCAAGAAAUAAAUUCAGAAUUGCCAGUUCCAUUAUCAAGUGUUGGUCUUUAUCAUCGUGGAUCUACUGGCUCUGGAGGUUUUAUUGGACUCAAAUUUCAAUCGUAUGAUAUAAAAAAUUACUUUGAACAAGUAAUUUUUGAUAACACAGUCGCUUAAAUGAAAAAUAAUAAAAUAAAUAUUUACGUGUUACCAUGGUUAUGUUAAAUCGAAAAAAAAUUUCGAAUCAACGAAAUAAAUAAAUGUUUUAAUCAGUAAGUAAAA
Messenger RNA from Aphidius gifuensis, 2135 nucleotides. RefSeq lists its product as uncharacterized. Bases 15 to 2030 code for a protein of 671 amino acids. Lineage: Eukaryota; Metazoa; Arthropoda; Insecta; Hymenoptera; Braconidae. The transcript is spliced from 7 exons. The record is from RefSeq and is a predicted model, not a curated record.